This is a messenger RNA of Cadophora gregata, 1629 nucleotides long. RefSeq lists its product as uncharacterized. Gene Ontology annotation, biological process: carbohydrate metabolic process. The transcript is spliced from 3 exons. Gene Ontology annotation, molecular function: hydrolase activity, hydrolyzing O-glycosyl compounds. Bases 1 to 1629 code for a protein of 542 amino acids. The record is from RefSeq and is a predicted model, not a curated record. NCBI's taxonomy places the organism in Eukaryota, Fungi, Ascomycota, Leotiomycetes, Helotiales, Ploettnerulaceae.
AUGGCAUCCAAUCUGUUCAGAUACCUGGCUGUCUUGGUUGGGGCUCUCCCUCUGGUCUUUUCUUCCAAGCCGGUACUGCAGCCUACACCACCUAUGGGUUACAACAAUUGGGCAGCUCUCAUGUGUGGUUUGAACGAAACCGUUUUUGUUGAGACCGCACAAUUAAUGAUCAAGUAUGGACUCCUGGAUGCAGGAUAUACUAGAAUUAAUCUGGAUGACUGUUGGAGCACGAUGUCCCGUGCUGCCAAUGGUUCCAUGGAAUGGGACACCCAAAAGUUCCCCCAUGGACUCCCUUGGCUCACAAAUUACCUCAAAGAGCUGGGCUUCAUUCCCGGGAUCUACACUGAUGCUGGAAAGUUGAGCUGUGGUGGAUAUCCAGGAGCCUUUGCAUACGAAGCUCAAGACGCUCAAACUUUCGCUGACUGGGGCUUUGAGUAUGUCAAGCUGGAUGGUUGCAACAUGCCCACAGGAACUGAAGCCGAGUACAAAUCAGUCUAUGGCCGUUGGCACGAUGUCCUAGAGGACAUCAGACAAGACACCGGCAAUCCAAUGAUAUUUUCCGAGUCGGCACCAGCCUACUUUGCCGAAGCUACCAGCCUCUCGGAAUGGUACAAAGUCAUGAACUGGGUACCUAAAUUUGGACAACUCGCUCGUCAUUCGCGAGACUCACUGGUCUUCAAUUCUACCCUGUACUGGCCAAAUAUCACGGGAUGGGACUCAAUCAUGUUCAACUACGGCCAGGAAGUGCGACUUGCUCGGUAUCAACGCCCGGGGUACUUCAAUGACCCAGAUUUCCUGAAUGUCGAUCAUUUCGACUACACUUUGGACGAGAGGAAAUCGCACUUUGCUCUGUGGUCGUCAUUUUCUGCACCUCUCAUCAUCAGUUCCUGGAUGCCGAACUUGAACUCCACCGAAAUCGAAUAUCUGGGUAACGCGGAAAUCAUAGCGGUUGACCAAGAUCCACUAGCCUUACAAGCCACGCUUGUCAGCCAAGAUGGAACUUGGGAUGUUUUGACGAAAGAUCUCGCAAAUGGAGACCGUCUGCUCACGGUUCUAAAUCGGGGAAACAAUACGGCAAGCCAUAGCGUCUCCUUCGUACGAAUAGGAAUUCCGGAUCUCAAAACGAUUCAUAUCAAGGACCUAUGGACUGGGGAGUCUACAAGCGCCUUCACACAAGUGACUGCACAUGACGUUCCCUCGCACGGAACAGCCAUCUUCAGACUUUCAGCUGCAAAGGGGCGGUGUGGUAGCAUACCAACAGGCAUGAUCUUCAAUACAUUCUCGCUCAACACUUUGACUGCUUCAUCUGAAGGAGUAAGUUGGGCGAAUUCAACUGCUGUAGAUGAGCAAGUCUGGCAAGCAAGAAGUGAUGGGACAAUCAGGACGAUUGCUGAUCCAUCAAGCUGCCUGACCGAUUCUAGUGGCGAGACGCUCAUGCUCGCAAGAUGCUCAAGAAGAGCAGCCCAGAAAUGGGACUACACCUAUUCUGGCAAUGUCCUGAGUCGGAUCUCAAGAAUGUGUCUCACUGAAGCUGAUGAUGGAACUGCGACACUAUCUACUUGUCUCGACCAAGUGAAUAGUCAGGUCAUUGCUCUACCCGGUGGAGUAAAAAUAAUUGGGAGCGACUGA